CGUAAACUGCACCUGUGAGGAGAUAAAGGGGUGUUGGAGCUUCCCCGGACACACUCUCCUGAAAUAUCGGACGUUUCUGCAGUUCAGCUUCCUGCCGAUCGACAAGCAGCCAACAUGUGUUGUUCCGGGUUCCUCAAGAUCAUGAUGUUCGUCUUCAACGGCGGCAUCUUUCUGGCCGGCGCCGCCAUCCUGGGCCUGGGCGUGUGGGUGAAGGUGGACAGCGGCUCCCUGCUGGGGUUCCUGGACGGCGUGGAGGACGCCCCGGACGCGCUGGACCAGCUCGUCCACGUCAGCUACCUGCUGAUCGGCGUGGGCUCGGUCCUGCUGGUCAUGGGCUUCCUGGGCUGCUGCGGGGCCAUGAGGGAGAGCCGCUGCAUGCUGCUGACGUUCUUCAGCAUCGUGCUGAUCAUCUUCAUCAUCGAGGUCGCCGGCGCCAUCGUGCUGCUCGUCUUCCAGGGUCUGGCCGAUCAGCUGCUCCAGGGCCUGGAGGAUGAGGUUCGGAAGGGCCUUCAAGCGCGCUACGGGGAUGACAACAGUAUGACGCCUCUCUGGAACUCAACCAUGGAAGAGUUUCACUGCUGCGGAUACAAGAACUACAGUGAUUUUGAGAACUCUCCUUACAAUACGAGGUACGGCACUUUCCCACCAACAUGCUGCAAUGAGAACGAUAACGCGACCGCCGUAUGUGACCUUGCUCACGCAGAGAGAUCGGACGUCCCCGGCUGCUUUCACGUGCUGCUGAAGUUCAUAGAGGACAACGUGCUCAUCAUCGCCGCCGUGGCUCUGGGAAUCGCUGCUCUCGAGAUUGCUGCCAUGGUGGUGUCGAUGGUCCUGUACAAGCAGAUCGGCUCCAAGGCGUGACGACGUCUCCGAGGCCCCCGGAGCGCCCGGAGCCCCCGGAGCCCCCGGAGCACCCGGAGCCCCCGGAGCCCCCGGAGCACCCGGAGCACCCGGAGCUGGACGCUCUCCCGUCAGCACUUCUCUGUGUACAAAGUUUUGUGUGCUUGAUUUAACGAGGCUUGUUAACGAAGUGAACACCUGACGCUCUACUGUGGCAAGCCCUUUUAACAUUUAAUGGCUAAGUUUAACUGUCCGGAAUUAUCUUUAUCAAUUACAUUGUGACUAGUCAGAAUUGUCAUUCAAGAUACCUAUAACGUCAUUUUGGUCAAAACUCUAAUUCAAGAUAUCUGUAAUUACAUUUUGACUAGGCAGAAUGGAAGUCAAAGAUAUCUCCAAUUUGAGAUAAUUCCAAUUAAAAUUCAUUUCAAGAUAUCUAUAACUUGAUUAUAGAUAUCUACAAUUAAAUUAUGACUAUCCGUAAUUCCAGUUUGAGAUAUCUACAACUUCUUUCUGACUAGUCAAAACUUAAUUUAAGAUAUCUAAAAAGGACGAUGUACAUAUCUUGAAUUGAGGGGAGUUUAAGAUAUCUUGAACUGGAAUUAUGACUAGUCAGAAUUAAAUUGCAGAUAUCUGAAACUGGAAUUACAGCUAGUCGUAAUUCCGUUGCAGAUAUCCGUAAUUCACAUUGCGGACAUGUCUAAUUAGAAACUCCAUACACAUGAAUGGCAAAUGUGACGUAAUUUGUCCUAGGCAGAAUGACAUUGUGGAUAUCUGAAAUGCUCUUUUUGACUGGUAAGAACACAUAUCCAGUCUAGCUGUUAAAUAUUAAAACGGCUUACCGUACUCUACAAGAAUCUCAGACCUUCCCCUCUGUUCACAGUUAUGAUGUAAUAUUUAUACGAGCUUCUGCUCAGCUGUUUGUGCUGAUACGUUUGAUACGAACACGUCAUGAUGCACAGUGUGAAGACAUCUGGUGACAUUGAGGCAGCAAUAAUAUAAUAUAACACAUUUAUUUUUGUAUGCUUGAUCACAUUGGAGAAAUAAAUAUCUAUAUAUUGA
Messenger RNA from Cololabis saira (Pacific saury), 1899 nucleotides. RefSeq names its product tetraspanin-1-like. Gene Ontology annotation, cellular component: membrane. The coding region runs from base 115 to 861 and encodes 248 amino acids. The record is from RefSeq and is a predicted model, not a curated record. NCBI's taxonomy places the organism in Eukaryota, Metazoa, Chordata, Actinopteri, Beloniformes, Belonidae. The transcript is spliced from 8 exons.